Messenger RNA from Liolophura sinensis, 4065 nucleotides. RefSeq names its product glycosyltransferase 1 domain-containing protein 1-like. The transcript has 12 exons. Lineage: Eukaryota; Metazoa; Mollusca; Polyplacophora; Chitonida; Chitonidae. Bases 151 to 1368 code for a protein of 405 amino acids. Gene Ontology annotation, molecular function: glycosyltransferase activity. The record is from RefSeq and is a predicted model, not a curated record.
CUCCGACGAAACAUAACGAGCACGUUUUGUAGAUGGAUUGAAACGAUCGGUUGACAUGACACGUUCGUCCUGUACUAUCCAGGUGAAGUUGACUGUGGAAAGACCUGUGACUGUGAAUUCAGGAUGCGUUGGUCUUAGUGGGCUGUGGUGAUGCAGAGGGAGGGAGGGGUGAGUCCAGCCUCCAUCAGGGGCCCCCUAUCACCCCCACAGUCAGCCAUGACACCCAGACGCACUACCAUUCUGUUGCUGGCUCCCCUCAAGAAGAUGAGUGGGAAUUACUCCACAGCUGUGAGGCUCAGAUAUCACUUUGAGAAUGCUGGUUACCAGUGCCUUAUGGAAGAGACUAAGACAUUUUUGAACAAUCAGUCUUUCCAGGAGUACAUAUCAACCAGACAUGUGAAGUUUGUUCUUAGUCUGCAUGCCUACCACUCAGGUAUCAUACUCACAGGCUGCCCCGUCCCUUAUGCUGUGAUUCUGGGAGGUACAGAUGUUCAUGACUAUAGUAAAGAUCCAGAGAAGUUUGAGCUGAUGAGGACAGUUCUGCAUAGAGCCAGUUGUCCAGUACAAUACCUUCCUAUGUUCCAAAGAAACCCUGAAACACCUAAAAUCAGUAGACCAGAAAUUUCUUGUUCAGAUAUUGCCAUUAUUCCACAAGCUGUCUGCACCUGCCCAUCCAGUUUUUCCCUGCAGAACUACUUCAGGCGUAUGGGUGUCAUGACCUUCAAGGGUCAAACUGAUGUGGUGACCUCUGGAGGUCAGACUGAUGUGGUGACCUCUGGAACUCAGACUGAUGUGGUGACCUCUGGAGGUCCGACAGGCAUCUCAGAGGUCAGCAUCUUCCUAGUGGUGGGAGGAAUUCGGGCUGUCAAGGACCCUCUGUUUCUGAUCCAGGCUUUCUCAGACUGGCAUGUGAACAAUGAACAGUCUGCCUACCUGGUUUUCCUUGGUCCUAAGAUUGAGGAGGACUACUGUCAAAAGUUCAUUCAGGAAGUUGACAGGUCCCCAGGUGUGGCAUACAUUGAUGGGGUGCAGUUAGAGGACACCCACGCCGCCAUCAGGGAUAGUGUAGCACUGGUCAACUCGUCUAGGAGCGAGGGCAUGGCGUCCGCCAUACUGGAGGCCAUGGAUGUCGGUACAGUUGUAAUUGCCCGGGACAUACCCGCUAACUGUGACCUAAUUGAGCAUGGGCAUAACGGACUUCUCUUCCACAGUCCACAGGACUUUGUAAAGCUGGCUGAACUCUUGCUUACUUCCCCUGAUGUGAGAGCUCGCUUGACAAAGAGGGCAAAAGAGCAAGUAGUUAGCAGACAUUCCAUGGCAACUGAGCAAUCAGCCUACCUCUCACUGGUGCAGAAAUUUGCAGUAUAAGUCAAGGAAAUUACAAACUCGUAAGAAGAGGGAUUAAGAAGGAUUAAAGUCCAGAAUUUGAAGUGCACAUAUUUUGUAAUUUAUUGACAGAUGAGACCAUAAAAUAUGCUUGUAUUUAUCAAUGUUCAUAUUUACUGUUACAAUAUUUUAAGCGAUAAAAUUUUUACAAAGUUCUGAAAAAAUAUGGUGCAUAUGUUUACACAGAUGUAUAUAUUACAAUAUCUCCACAAAUAUUUAAGCAUGUGAGAUGACUGGGUCAUGAGGGUUGAAGCCUUUAGUUCCAGAAACACAUGCCUUGUUGAAGUGACAAAUGAGACUGACAAUAAUUUUGAUCCCAGUUUCAGAGAAAUCAAAAAUUUGCUAUGUUCACAUAUUGCAUGUAAAUGUCAGCAAAUCUUCAUAAACUGUUCACAACAUCAGACAGCUUUUUCAUGCGAAACAAUAUCUGUAUCACAAGGAAGCUAUUGUAUUGAAGCAUUUCAUUGGGGCACACCAAAUCAAUUACAUCAGUUAAAUUUUAUCAGUCCAUAUAUGAUAUGAAAGUGAUGUUGACAUGUUGACUAAGAAAAUGAUGUUGACAUGUUGACUAUGAGAACAAUUUUGACAUGUUGACAUGAGCCUCAUAAGAUCCAGGAAAUCCUUAUGCUGUGUCUUGAUAAUAGUCUAGUCUGUUCGAGUUGCAUUGUGCCUAUUGGCUUAUUAACAUUAUUGUCAAAAUGUUGACAGAUUUGAAGACUUGUAAUCUUUUGAAUUCACCUGGAAUUUAAGUUUAAUUUUCCAUCUGGCAAUCUGAAAGUCCUUUUAUAUGUCACAUGUCCACAAAAUGAAAAUACCACUUGUUCCACAGUAUUUAUUGGUUUUAUUUAUUUGAUUGGUGUUUUAUGCCGUGCUCAAGAAUAUUUCACUUAUACGACGGCGGCCAGCAUCAUGGUGGGUGGAAAGCAGAGCCCGGGAAAACUCAUGACCAUCCACAGGUUGCUGGCAGAACUUUAAGGGAGCACCUAUCUCAGGACAGCAUUGCACCUGUGACUGUCCCUAACAAAAAAUGUCUUAGACUGAAGGUCACACAGGUGAUAAUUUUAACCUCUGGAACUCUGGAUUUGCAGGUAACAGUGAAGAGUGCCAUUUUAUCCAAUAGAAUAUUUUUAUCAAUAACUCAAAAACGUUAGUGUUUACAACAACGACAAUAUUGCUCAUUAUCUGGAAUGAAAAAUAUGACAACUUUCACAAAUAGGAAAAAUCAAACAUCUGGAAAAAAUGAUUUAUUUAUGUCAAAUGAAUGAAGAGAAGAAAACUUUCAUACAUAACAUACAAAGCAUUUAAAAAAUUGGUUCUAAUUUGUAUAAUCUGUUUUCAUGGUGCUUUUAAAACUCUAAUUUUUUAAAAAUUUUCUUGUGCUACUUGGGGCAAAAAAUACAGCAAAUUCCUGAAAGUAUUCAAAAUCAAAUUUAACCCACCAUGAUUUCCCACUUCUCUUUUCACUAAUGAUUUUCUCUUAUUGGAUAGUUAUCGUCCAGAAACGUGAUAAUUGGUGUUUCACUGUUUGUUCGUGUCAAAAGAUAAUUGGCUGUUUUAUCAGAAAAUUUUACUGUCCAGUAUUAAUAUUUGAUAGAGUGUUUAAUUAAGUUUUUAUAAUAAGGUCAUGGCAAAGAAAGUACAACUCUAAAGUAUGUAAAGUUAGUUUAACGUGUAAUGUUUUAGAAAAUAGGCAUGUGCGGAUUUUGUUUGAAUGGAUAAAACAGUGAAAUGUGUGAUUUGAUUUUCCCUGUGAUGGGAGUGACUUCAGGCUACUUGCUACAAAGUGCUCAACUCCUGGGGCAGUAGUGGAUAUUUUGUGACAGGUAUCAUCCCUAGCUCGUGAUGUGGACAAUUUCAGUACAGCUGAUUCGCAGCGAAAAAAGAGGACAAUCUUACAGGCAAAGGUCUUAAUAAUUUCUUAUGGUAUUUGUUUACAAAUUUGUCUGAGCGGAGGGAGAUACUCCACCCAUGACGGCCAUUUUAAGAGUAUCCUCUUUAAUACACCUUUGCAUUGUUUGGAAAACGUUCAUGGCUGCAUUUUCAUGUCAAAACUUGUGCUACAUACCCUGUGAUCUUGUCUGUUUUUCUGGAUUGCUGUUUGUAUUUUUCUUUCCAAUUUUGCAUCGAAAACGAUCCCAAAGACUACUAAAACUGUUUUUUGUUCUGUAUAUAGACGGGUUGAGUGAGGGACCUUGUUUUCUAGACAUUUUGGAGCAAUAUUGCUCAUUAUGUUUUUAUCAGAUUUAUUAGAUCAACAUUUACAUACUGUAAGCUCCUUAUAUUAGUAGAAACUGUGUCUUAACCUGCACUUUUCAUACGUCUGCACUGUAAGCCAAAUUAAUAGUGAAAGUAAUUAAAAAUACUCAUUAAAGUUAAUUUGUAGAUAAUUGUAUGAUAAGUUAACGGGCAGGUAAUGGCUGUGCGUAUAUUAAGGGGGUUUCUUUGAAUGUUCGAAUUCCUUUUCGCUGCUCUACUCUUGGGGCCUUCCUGGCAGUAAACGUUCAACAUAGCCCAUAAGUCUUUACUGUGUAAAACUGAUGGUUAUUUGAUCAGUUAAGCAUCUUUGAGGAAACAUUGUUGAUAUGUGAAAUAUAACACCAAUCAAUCAGCGAUCAAUUUUGAUCAAUCAAAAUUGUGAGUUAAAAUGUCUAAUUAAUCGAAACCUGGGAAAUAUUUCAU